Messenger RNA from Rhodamnia argentea, 928 nucleotides. RefSeq names its product probable transmembrane ascorbate ferrireductase 4. The transcript has 4 exons. The record is from RefSeq and is a predicted model, not a curated record. NCBI's taxonomy places the organism in Eukaryota, Viridiplantae, Streptophyta, Magnoliopsida, Myrtales, Myrtaceae. Gene Ontology annotation, molecular function: oxidoreductase activity. Bases 83 to 817 code for a protein of 244 amino acids.
CAACUCCCUCAGGUGUCGGUGGCUGGCGACUGAGCGAGUCUCAGCUCCAUUUCUGAGCUCUAACAAGGCCAAAGGAGAAGCCAUGGGAACGUCUUCUUCUUCUUCUUCACCGUUCCUCGUCCUCCUGUUUGCAAGAAUCUGUGGAGUGAUAGUGGCAAUGCUCGUGCUCUCUUGGGCUCUCGCCUUCAAAUCUAGCUUCCUCCCUCACUCCUCCUCUCAAGAAGACCUCAUUUAUUCUGUUCUUCACCCCCUAUUGAUGGUCAUCGGCUUCAUUCUCAUUAGUGGAGAAGCGAUCUUGGUCCACAGAUGGUUGCCUGGUUCGAGGAACAUGAAGAAAUCGGUGCAUCUGUGGCUUCAAGGAGUGGCUCUGGGAAGUGGGGUUUUCGGCAUUUGGACGAAGUUCCACGGACAAGAUGGGGUUGUGGGUAAUUUCUACAGCUUGCAUUCUUGGAUGGGCUUGAUCUGCGUCUCCUUGUUUGGACUUCAGUGGUUGAUGGGUUUCCUGAGCUUCUGGCACAGAGGAGAGGCGCGGUCGAUAAGAAUGAAGGUGUUGCCUUGGCACAUCUUCCUUGGACUCUACACCUACGGCUUGGCUGUGGCCACAGCAGAGACCGGACUCCUAGAGAAGUUGACGUUCCUACAGACGAUGAGAAACGUAGAGAAACACGGUUCGGAGUCCAUGGUCGUGAACAGUCUCGGUCUGGGAUUGGCCCUGCUCAGCGGUAUCGUCAUAUUGGCUGCAGUUUCUCCGAAGUACCAUUCUCUUCAAACUAAGCUUAUAUACUCACACUCUGAACCCAAGAACUUGACUUCCUAGUUUGGUGCGAUGUGGGUGGGAGGUCAAUGUAAAUAGUGUGACUGUUUCAUUGCUAUCUGAUUUCUUCAUACGUCAAUUUCCACAGCUCUGGUUCUGCUUGUCUUUGACUCA